Messenger RNA from Adelges cooleyi (spruce gall adelgid), 2361 nucleotides. RefSeq lists its product as uncharacterized. The coding region runs from base 143 to 1033 and encodes 296 amino acids. Lineage: Eukaryota; Metazoa; Arthropoda; Insecta; Hemiptera; Adelgidae. The transcript has 2 exons. The record is from RefSeq and is a predicted model, not a curated record.
CCGACGACCGCAUAUCGCAUUCGCGCGGCGUACGGUUCCGUUUGUUUAUCAAGUUCUUGAUUAGAGUUUUUAUUUUAUUUUUAUAAUACGUUUUCUAGUGUAUACAACUCACAGCUAUAAAUUUCAUACUAUAAAUUCCGCCAUGCUCAAGUACUCGGCAUUGAUACUGGCGGCCGCCGUCGCGGUGGCCGUUGCCGCGGAUCCGCAAGAGGCCAACGUCGUGCCACAGGCGUCCGCCGGCACGGCCGUCGGCGAAGUUACGUGGAAAAACGUGCUGGAAUGCUUCAAGUCACCCAAGUCGGCGGUCGACUGUCUGGAGGUUCGCAUGGACCGAGCGGUCGGCGUGUGGCGCGAAACCACGGUACGCAUGGCCCGCAGUGAUCCGGACACCUCACCCGAAGACGCCACCAACGUCGGCGACAUUGUCCAGGAAAUCGGAGACCUCAUCACCUACGGAAUUUCACGGUUCUUCCGCGGUGACGAGGAAGAAGCAGCGAACGCUUCGGCCGCCGGUGAAAUGUUGGACGUCGAAGAAGGUAGAGGACAUCACAAGAAGAAGAAGAUCCAAAAGGAAAUCAAAAAGUUCGUGUUGAAAAUCUUAUUCGGUAUCUUCUUGGUGAAACAGAAGAUCAAGAUGAUAAUUAUGACGAUUCAGUCGAUAUUGAUGAGCAAGUUCUUGAUCGUGGCCAUGAUCUACGCGCUGUCCAACACGUUUAAGAUCUGGUACGACAUCAAGAAAAGCAAGCACCACCACCACGACAAAGUGGUGUACUACGAGAAUGCCCACCACCAACACCACUAUGAGCCGCCAGAGCACAGCGAAUACGACGACCACCACCAGGGAUGGAGCGGCGGCAUCUGGGGCAGGAGCAUCGCGGCCACCGAGCCCGGCAUAAUCGAACAGGGAUCCAACGGCGGCGGUCACGAGAGCAUCAGCCGGUUCAUCAGGCGCGUGCAGUCCAGGCCGGAAGCGACUACGGGCCAGGCCCAACAUUUGGCAUACAACGGCCAGAGGCCUUCUGCGCCACACUAACCCGCGGGCAUUCUCGCGCAAACCCGCCCACACAAACACACUCCUCUCUUCCUUAUUGAUACUCUAGGCAUUUUUCACAAGCAAUCCAUGUAUGUGUAUAUUAUAUACAUAUGUUGUAUUGUCAUUUAUUUAAAUAUUUAUUUGUUUAGUACCUAAACACACUAACGAUAUAUAUUAUACAUGUAAUGAUUAUUAUACUAUUUACGACUAAUGUGAGCGUUUGAGCGCCGCCGCCCGGACCCAAGUGUUGGAUAAUAUUAAUAUCAAUUACACUCGGGUCCUCCCUCAGGCAACCCAAAGAUAAAUAUUUUUUUAUUAAUAUCUCGAUUAAUUCUUCUUUUUUUUAUAUUUUUUCGUUUUAUACAUUUAAAAAAAAACUCCUAAGUAGGUAGCCAUAUAUUACGUAUACGUAUACUUAUACACAAAUAUUUAUAUUACCAUACACAUAUAUUAUAAGUAUACGCAUACCCAACAAUCGCCAUGUAACUUGUCCGUAAAUGUAUACAUAAUAAUAAUAUUGAAAAAAGUUAUUAUUAUUAUUAUUCAAUGUGAUAUGUUUUACGGAUAUUAGUUAUUUUUUAUACUUCAAACUUGACUAAAUGAUAGUUCAAACUUAACAAAUGAUAUAAUAUAAUAUAGCUAGGAUUACAGUUUGACAACUCAUUAGUCUGGUCAGUUAGAUAAUGUCUAUUUAUUAUUAUUUAUUUAUUUAUUAUUUUUAUUAAUAGAUUUAAAGACUAUUAUUUUUUGUAUGUUUAUAUUAUAUUUAAUUAUUUAUUAUCGCACUCGGUGACCUAGGCUUCUGGGUCUAUAGUAUUUAUAUAUACAAUAUCUAACAAUAAAUAGUAUUUACGUAUUACAAUAAGAAAUUAUAUCACAGUAUAACGAAUUCAGCACAUAGAUCUACCGUGUCUACUGUCCAGCCUAAAACAUUACUCAAUCUAUAAUAUUAAAAAAAAAAUGUAAACUAAUAUAAUAUACAACAUUAUUGUCCGUCCGUUUCAGUUCUGUACGGGUAUUUUAAUUCGUAAAUAAUAAUCCAAAUAUGUAACAUGUGUCUGUGUUAGGUAAACAGACGGACCCAAAGUUGGAUUUUAUCUGGUUGGUCAAUUGUGACAAGUCCACGACACUGUAAUAGCAUAAUAUUAUAUUAUACCUGUUGAUUGUGUUUUGCCGAGUACAAACAAAUACACACUACACUGCGCAACCGGUUGAUAUGUAUAUUACUCUUUAUUAUUUAAUAAUUUAUUUUUAUAUUUAUUAUAAUUUAUUUAUAUAUAUAUUAUACAUAUUUAUACAUUCUGUAAAAUACAAUUUUUACGCCCAAA